Molecule: messenger RNA, 1696 nt
Organism: Tripterygium wilfordii
Lineage: Eukaryota; Viridiplantae; Streptophyta; Magnoliopsida; Celastrales; Celastraceae
Product: glucose-6-phosphate/phosphate translocator 2, chloroplastic-like
Exons: 5
Coding region: 179-1378 (399 amino acids)
Biological process (GO): transmembrane transport
Cellular component (GO): Golgi apparatus; membrane
Molecular function (GO): phosphoglycerate transmembrane transporter activity; antiporter activity; triose-phosphate transmembrane transporter activity
Source: RefSeq, a predicted model, not a curated record
CCCCAACCUUACCUCCGUAGGACUGGAGUCGCCCGUUCCUGGCUGACUAGCUAGCUCUUCACACUUUCCCUCACUUUCUUGGUGAAAUCUCUUGAGAGAUUCACCGAAAAAUCCUCAGGAUUUUCUACAUUCUCAGUUUCCCAGGUAACCAAACAGAGGAAUACUCGUUUUUGACGCCAUGAUCCAUUCAAUCAAGCACGCACAAUACUCUCUAGCAGCCUCAGACUUCCUGCCCAAAAGGCGCGGACUGGUUAAACCCCAAUUUUCUCCACUACCCAUUAUACGAAACGCGCUACAAGGCCUUAAUCAUUCACUCACUCCGCCAAAACCAUUACGUGUUUCUUCAAUUGAGAACUUUUCGCUUACAAUAACAAAGACCCAGAAGCGCACAACAACAACAGAGUGCAAAGCCUAUGAGGCUGACCGGUCGCGCCCGAUUGACGUCAAGAUUGAGUUGCUGGACGAGCAGGCGCGAUUGGAUGCGGCACAGAGGAUCAAAAUCGGGAUCUAUUUUGCGACCUGGUGGUCUUUGAAUGUUGUGUUCAAUAUAUACAAUAAGAAGGUUUUGAAUGCGUUUCCUUAUCCAUGGCUUACUUCGACGCUCUCGCUCGCUUGUGGGUCUCUCAUGAUGUUAAUUUCAUGGGUCACGAGGAUCACUGAUGCCCCGAAGACUGAUUUCGAGUUUUGGAAGACCCUCUUCCCGGUUGCAGUGGCACAUACAAUUGGGCAUGUGGCUGCAACUGUAAGCAUGUCAAAGGUUGCAGUUUCAUUCACCCACAUCAUCAAGAGUGGUGAGCCUGCUUUCAGUGUCCUGGUUUCAUGGUUUCUAUUGGGAGAGACUUUUCCAGGGCCUGUCUACUGGUCACUUUUGCCUAUCAUUGGAGGUUGCGCACUUGCUGCCAUUACUGAGCUCAACUUCAACAUGAUUGGUUUUAUGGGUGCUAUGAUAUCGAACUUGGCAUUUGUUUUCCGGAACAUUUUCUCAAAGAAGGGGAUGAAGGGGAACUCUGUCAGUGGGAUGAACUACUACGGCUGUCUGUCCGUGUUGUCACUAUUGAUUCUCACGCCAUUUGCCAUUGCGGUUGAGGGACCACAAGUGUGGGCUGCUGGCUGGCAGAAUGCUGUAGCUCAAAUUGGACCCAACUUCGUUUGGUGGGUGGCUGCCCAAAGUAUCUUCUACCACCUGUAUAAUCAGGUUUCAUACAUGUCUCUUGAUCAGAUAUCACCCUUGACAUUUAGCAUUGGUAACACAAUGAAGCGGAUAUCUGUAAUAGUCUCAUCCAUCAUUGUCUUCCACACCCCAGUUCGACCCAUCAAUACCCUUGGUGCCACCAUAGCAAUUCUUGGUACCUUCCUUUAUUCACAGGCAAAGCUGUGAGGAGACCUGAGUUUGUAGGAUUCGGUUGUAAAUUAUAUGAAAAUGAGUCGACGAUGAAGAACGUACUUUGGCUGAGAUUGAGUAGUAGUGGGCAUUUAAUUAGAAACUGCAGGUAAUGGCCGUUAAUCAGCCCCGGUACUGGUGGCAAUAGCCAGGUGAUAGUUUUGUUCAGGAGGAAGAUGGAGCAUUUUCUUUAGAUCGGUGUAAAAAUGGUAUCUGGAGGUGAUUAUUGUUCCCUUUUGACAUGCACCAAUGGCCUUGUUGUAGCUAAUAAGAAUAAUGUAAGAGGCAUAUUAAUGAAAUGAGUUUCUUUGUUGA